AUGCCUAGCGUUGUCGAAGUUACUGAGCCUGCCCCUUUCGGCGCAAAGCUGAAGCAGAAGCUCGCACAAACACAGGAGAAGGCCUCCAGAGACUUCCGAUCUGAUGUCGUCACUGUGCCAACCGAGGAUAUGAUGAGUGCUAUCGUGGAUGCCUCUGUUAGCGAUGAUAUCUACGAUGAGGACGGUGACCGCUGUGUCAAGGCCCUUGAACAGAGACUUAUCGAGUUGACUGGCAUGGAGGCCGCGCUCUGGACAGUUUCUGGCACCCAGGGGAAUCAGAUUUGUCUGCGUACACACCUGACCCAGCCUCCCCACAGUGUUCUCCUUGAUCACCGUGCCCAUGUUCAUUGCUGGGAAUCCGGUGCCCUGCCCGUCAUUUCUCAGGCCUCUACCACAACUAUCAAGCCUAAGAACGGGGUCCAUCUGACACUUGAAGACAUCAAGCCGGCCAUCAUUGCCGACGGCAAUAUUCACUUCCCCCCUACGCGCGUUGUUUCACUCGAAAAUACCCUUUUCGGAACCAUUCUCCCCCUUGCCCAUGCUCAAGAGAUCUCACAGUAUGUGAGGUCGCUACCCCAGCCUGAGGGUCAAAAGCCCAUCGCCAUGCAUCUCGACGCUGCUCGGUUAUUUGACGGCGUGAUUGGUGAAGGAGUGGACCUCAAAGCUUAUGCCGCCUGUUUUGACAGCAUGUCCAUUUGCCUUGCCAAGGGUAUUGGAGCACCCAUCGGAAGUGUCAUUCUUGGAAAGAAGGUUUUCAUUGAACGAGCCAAGUGGUUCCGCAAAAUGCUAGGCGGCGGAACCCGGCAGCCUGGCAUGAUGGCUGCAGCAGCCCUCUCUGCACUGGAGUAUACGCUCCCUCGCUUCCCUGCCGUUCACAAGACGACCAAGGACGCUGCGAAGCAGCUGGAAGCUGUGGGCUACAAGUUCACGCUGCCUGUCCAGACGAACAUGAUUAUUCUGGAUCUCGAAGAGGCUGAUAUUCCCCCGGCUGCGUUUGUCGAGUAUUGUGCACGGGAGAAGGUGGCAGUCUUCCCAAUGGCUCGACUUGUAUUCCACCAUCAGACAUCAGAAGCCGGUGUUAAGAAUCUCAUUACUGCUUUGACUAAGCUCAUGGAGGAUAAGAAGAACGGUGUUUCUCUUGAGGAUAAGAAGGUCAGCGGAGGGUAUAGCUAG
This is a messenger RNA of Clonostachys byssicola, 1173 nucleotides long. Lineage: Eukaryota; Fungi; Ascomycota; Sordariomycetes; Hypocreales; Bionectriaceae. The record is from the annotation of a GenBank genome assembly.